AUAAUCUAUGGAUGAUAAUAAUAAUUAUCGGUAAUAAUAUUAAUUUAGUUACUACUCGUAAGUACACCAUUUUGUUUGCAAGUUGGAAAUUAUAAUGGCAGGUAGGCUACUUGCUCUAAGAGCAUUACGGGCAAGUAGGACGCCGUUUGGAGCUCGAGGUGCCCAUCAAGGGGAUCCCGCAAAAGCCCUAAUUGGAAAUAGAGAAAUUGUUGGAUUUGGUUAUAAUGGUCAACCUAAUUAUGUUGAUCGGCCAGAUUUUCCCAUACCUGCCAUUAGGUGGAAAGAGCCAACUCCAGACAUACAGGCUCUUCGUGAGAAAGAAAAGGGUGAUUGGAAACAACUGAGCAUUGAAGAAAAGAAAGCAUUAUACAGAGCAUCUUUUUGUCAAACAUUUGCAGAAUUUCAAGCUCCAACUGGAGAAUGGAAGAUGACCAUAGGAGUUGCUUUAUUAUUUUCCUCAUUGGCAAUUUGGAUAUAUCUAGCAAUGAAACUGUGGGUAUAUUCACCUUUACCGGACAGCUUUAGUGAAGAAAGCCGUAAAGCACAGUUAAGAAGAAUGCUUGACAUCCAGAACAAUCCAAUUGAAGGUAUUGCAUCAAAAUGGGAUUAUGAAAAGGAUGACUGGAAAAAAUAAAUGUUUGCAUAAAUUUACCCUACAUAAGAUUCAGUAGCAGCAAAUACAAGUUUUUUUUUUCUGUCAAGAUCAUCAUAUUAUGAUGUAGUUUUAUUUUUAUUAUACUUAUACUUCUUUUUUGUUAUUCACCAAAAUAAACUAGUGUCCUUAUACAAACAUUUUGUAAUUAAUUUAAUUUAAUAGAUUGUUAUGUAAAUAGUA
Messenger RNA from Agrilus planipennis (emerald ash borer), 835 nucleotides. RefSeq names its product cytochrome c oxidase subunit 4 isoform 1, mitochondrial (gene Cox4). The coding region runs from base 95 to 634 and encodes 179 amino acids. The record is from RefSeq and is a predicted model, not a curated record. Lineage: Eukaryota; Metazoa; Arthropoda; Insecta; Coleoptera; Buprestidae. Gene Ontology annotation, biological process: mitochondrial electron transport, cytochrome c to oxygen. The transcript is spliced from 4 exons.